AUGGACAAAAAAAAACGCAGCGGAACAUCCUCCACAUUCAAGGAAAUUCAAAGCUUCAACAAAUCCUACCUGGACCUGAGCAAUUACAGUAAAGAUAAUUAUGGCAAGCAAAAUUCCAUUAACAAUACAAAUGAGGUCUUCGAGUUCUUUACCAGCAUAACCAACAACCAGAAGGACAUAAGCAAAAAGUACGAGCAGUUAUUUUCCUUAAUUAAAAAGUUUGGGAAGGAAAUUAAAUACCUGCUAGCCAAAAAUGACGAGUACAGCGGUAUCCUCAUCGACACCAAAGAAUGCGUGAAAAGGAUAAAGUCCAAACUCAGUGGGGAUUCCUGCGAGGAGUUCGAGAAUUUAGAGGAGGAACUGCUGAAAGACAAAAAUAACAUCGACGUGAUAAGCAAAAUAGUGACCUACCUCUGGGAAGAAAUAGGAUACUACAACAAAAACUCCAGUGAGUGGAAUAAAAAAAUCGAGGAGUUAAAAAAGUACAUCGGAAGUAAAGAUGAAUUUAUAAAGCUAGAAAGGAAACUAACCCUAACAAGUGAAGAACUGAAAAAGGAAAUGGUAGAUAAUAUGAGUUCCCUUAAAGAACAACAAGAUUUGAAAAUAAAAAUUAAGGAAGAGAGAAAUAUUUACAGAAAGGAUAUUCAAAAUGUGCACGAAAAAAUUCUUUAUGUCAUUUUAAAAUUUCUGUUACGUGAUAAAAGGUGUAAAACUCAGAAAUAUUUUUUUCUUUUCUGGUUGAAUACAACUAGAAGGAGGAAAGAAGCAACGAACCAAAUGAUAUCACGCCUUGAGAAAAAAAUGCAGUGUCUAUUAUUCUUUUGCUUCAGAAAGUUAAAGAGUAAUUCGUUCGAAGGGCAUUUAAUUGAUAAGAUUACGGGCCUGGUCGAUUUCCCGCUGCAUGGGAAUGGUGGUCGCGGCAGCUCGCAAAGGGGUAUCCCGAGCAAAGCAGGGCGCGGCUACGAUUAUAAAGGCAAUACCAAUGACAGCGGUAAUCACUACAGCAGCGGCAAUCACUACAGAAGCGACAAUCACUACAGCAGCGACAAUCACUACAGCAGCGGUAAUCACCAAAACAGUCGAAAUACCUUGCGCAGCACACCGCAGGAGAGAAACAAAAGCAGCGUGUUCUCCAACCUAGUGAACAGCGACAAAACCCGAGACGGUGAUAACACGUCUCCCGUUAGUUAUGACCACCUUAAUAGUGCAUCGAGGAAGCGAAGCGAAUCGAUGCUUUUUUACAAGAAGGAAAAUAGCUCUGCCACGCAAAAAAGUGAUGUAGCGACAAACUUGUAUGACCAGUCUGGGGAUUUCUCAUCCGGGAAGAGGGACACCCAGCGGUUUGGAAACGAUAGCGAGGAUGGCGAGAGGGGUGGCGGCAACGUCGACCGCAGGGGCAGCCACAUCGACGCGAAUGGGUCCUACGAAAAGAAUGGGUCCUACGAAAAGAACAGCUCCUACGAAAAGAAUGGAUCCUACGAAAAGAACAGCUCCUACGAAAAGAAUGGAUCCUACGAAAAGAAUGGAUCCUACGAAAAGAAUGGAUCCUACGAAAAGAACGGUUCCUACGAAAAGAAUGGAUCUUACGAAAAGAACGGCUCCUAUGAAAAGAAUGGCUCCUACGAAAAGAACGGCCCCUACGAAAAGAACAGCUCCUAUGAAAAGAACGACUCCUACGAAAAGAAUGGCUCAUACAAUAGGAACGCAGCUAACGAUAGGAACUGCGCUUACCAGAAGAACAACCUGUGCGGGCCAAGCCACGAGCCGCAGGAAUACCCCAGCAGGGAGUCGAACCACCACGCUGAAAAGAUGUACGACAAUUUAGUUCGCCAAAUGAAGGAUAAGGCGGACAGGAAAAGCGUAGAAAUGAUACACCAAACAAUCAAAAAAAUGAAUAAUAAAAUUAAUGACAUCAGGGACACACUGGACAAGCAAAACAAAAUCAUGACGAAUGACGACAUGCACAAAAAUGUCCCAUAUGAUAAGUCUUCCCUAAAUUGUAAAAAUCACUCAAAUAAAAAACACUCCGAUCUGGAUUGUAACCUCUCGGUAGCCAACAGUUCGUUAAACCUCCCCCCCGAAAGAACGUUAAGUGAAUAUUUAAUAAAUAAAAACAAGUCGAGAAAUACAAACACUGAUGAGUUGAACAGGGCAAAGGGGUUGAGGAAGCAAAGUGAGCACUUCCAAAAAAUGAGUGAAUAUAAUAAUCGCCAAAAGAAAUAUGAUAACCAUGCACACAAGAAGAGCUAUGAAAAUAUGGAAAAGUGGAACCUAAAUAACGAUAAAUAUUCCCACAGUAAUUCUAUGGAUAUGACAAGUGUUGACGAGAGUUACCUUUACCAGAGAGAGUCCAAAAGCAGUGCUCGCAGUGGUUCCCAUCUGAAGAAUGCUGCCAGCGGUCUCGGCGGUGGUCAUAGCAGCAGCAUAGGAAGUGGCAUCGGAGGAGGCCAAUACAGUGCCGCGUGCAGCAGCAAGGGGGAAACCAAGCGUGGCGGCAGGGGGGACUCCAGAGGUGAAGCCAGACACGAGUCCAGACGCGAGUCCAGACGAGACUCCAAACGAGACUCCAAGCAUGACUCCAAGCAUGACUCCAAGCAUGACUCCAAGUAUGACUCCAAGCAUGACUCCAAGCAUGACUCCAAGCAUGACUCCAAGCAUUACCCCAAAAGCGACGGCAGAGAGGCGAAAUCCGCGCACAGUACGCACCACGCGACGAGCAACAGACGGGACUUUAUCGAAAAUAGCAAUGCGAGUUCUUCCCCGUCGGAUAUAAAGCUCAUUCUCAGGACCGGAGGGGGCUUUCGAAAACUAAGUGAACACUGUCAAAAAAAUUAUAUAGAAAAAUUGAACUACCUGAAUGAUAACAAUUUGUUGGGUUACGAAACGAACCUUAACAUAAAAAUAAAAGGACACCCAUUUAUACAUAAUGUGCCCAAUGGUCAACAAAAGGAUCACAAAAAGGAAAAAAGACACAGAUCACUUUCUAAGUUUUAUAAUAUGCAUUAA
Messenger RNA from Plasmodium cynomolgi strain B, 3006 nucleotides. RefSeq lists its product as hypothetical. The transcript has 2 exons. Lineage: Eukaryota; Apicomplexa; Aconoidasida; Haemosporida; Plasmodiidae. The record is from RefSeq and is a predicted model, not a curated record. The coding region runs from base 1 to 3006 and encodes 1001 amino acids.